Messenger RNA from Bufo bufo (common toad), 1452 nucleotides. Its product is annotated as probable low-specificity L-threonine aldolase 2. Gene Ontology annotation, molecular function: L-allo-threonine aldolase activity. The transcript has 8 exons. Gene Ontology annotation, cellular component: cytosol. The record is from RefSeq and is a predicted model, not a curated record. NCBI's taxonomy places the organism in Eukaryota, Metazoa, Chordata, Amphibia, Anura, Bufonidae. Gene Ontology annotation, biological process: glycine biosynthetic process; L-threonine catabolic process. Bases 87 to 1349 code for a protein of 420 amino acids.
ACGCUGCAUAACGGGAGAUCCAUUGCAGUUUUCCAUAUGGCUCUGCGACAGCCGCCUAGGGUUCAAACUCCAAAGAGUGACUUCUUAUGAGGGGAGUGAGAGCAGCUGUGACUCUGGGGCUGCGCUGCUGGGUUGGAGGAAGGUCCAGUCUCCAUCGCUAUAAAGGCCUCGCCUGUGAAACGCCCCCUUUUUGGCUCCUGUCGGGCCCCAGUUUUCGUUUCAUGUAUUCAAGGAGCAGGAGCGGCGCAGAAAUGGAUGUAGCGGCGGUGGACCUGCGCAGCGACACCGUCACCAAGCCCUGUGCGGAGAUGAGGAGGGCCAUGGCUGAGGCGGAGGUCGGAGAUGACGUCUAUGGGGAAGACCCCACUGUGAAUGAGAUCCAGCGGUACGCGGCGCAGCUCUUUGGCACAGAGGACGCCCUCUUUGUGACCAGCGGCACCAUGGGAAAUCUGAUCUCAGUCAUGGUUCACUGCCGAGUCAGAGGAUCUGAGGUCCUGGUUGGAGAUGAAUCUCAUAUGGUCUUCUAUGAGCAAGGCAGUGUAGCGCAGGUUGCGGGAGUGCUCCCUCGUGCUGUACGGACCUUGAAAGACGGUCGUCUAGAUCUGAAGGAUAUGGAGAGCAAAAUCCAGCACAGCUACCCAGAUGUGCACUAUGCUCAGACGCGUCUCAUAUGCCUGGAGAACAGCCACAACCGCAUGGGGGGCCGUGUGCUACCCCUGUCCUACAUGAAGGAGGUGCGGGAACUUGCAGACCGCUACAGAUUGAAGAUCCACAUGGACGGGGCGCGACUUUUCAAUGCUGCGGAAGCGCUGGGCGUGGAGCCAGCAGAGAUCGUCCGAUUCUGUGACUCCGUCACAAUGUGUCUAUCCAAAGGACUUGGGGCGCCAGUAGGUUCGUUAAUUGGGGGAAAAGCAGAGUUUAUCGCCGAGGCGCGACGGGCAAAGAAGAUGCUCGGAGGAGGGAUGCGUCAGGCUGGAGUGCUUGCUGCAGCUGGACUGGUGGCAUUGAAACGUGCGAAAGAGAACGUGAAGUUAGACCAGCAGAAUGCCAAGAUGUUUGCCAAAGCGGUACAGGAGCUGGCCUGCCCCAUCUGCACCACGGACCCCGCGGUAGUGGACAGUAACAUGGUGCUGCUCACAGUCACAGCGCCCCUGUCUGGUCAGGAUCUGUGUGAUCAGCUGAGUGCAGGCGACCAGCAGGCCGGCGUGGUGGUGAAAGCGCUCGCCUUCUCCCCCGAGAUCGUGCGGCUCGUCUGGCAUCGGGACGUCUCCACAGAGGACACCCUGCGGGCGCUGGAGAAGCUCAAGUGGGUGCUGGAAAAAUACAACACGGAGGCACCCAAGGGUUAAUCACAGGACACUUGUGGAUUUUUGCAUUCCUAGGUCAUCAUGGCUUUUAUGCGGAGAAUGCAGGUGAAUGUAUAAUAAAGGAAGGUGCACAGCAGAGGUGAAU